GCCAUUGUUUUUGAAUAAAAACGACUUGGAAAAACCGUGAGCUUAGUCUAUACAUACCUUUUCUCACAAGCUUCCGACGACAGUGAUCUCUCAGAUACUUAGAAUGGCUCAAUUGCCAACCAAGAGGCUCUGUUCUAUGCAUUUCAAUGGAAAGCUUCCUUUUAGUUUUUGGAGCUCAAAUGAAUGAACUUGCAACUGGUUUGCGUCUUUGCAAGAUAGCGGUGUCAGAGCCUUGUGGGUGGCGCGUGGCGAGACUUGUAGGCUGAAGGAGAUUUGUGGUGAUAUGGGGUUAGUAGUGCCAUGGUGCGACCAAUUGAUGGGGUUGUCUCAUUCUUCAAUAGGGGAUUUUUGACGCAUUGCGGGUGAAAUUCCUCUCAAGAAGGUGUGUUUUGGGCUGUUCCUUUUCUCACCAUCUCCAUAUUAUUUUAAGCUUCUUCAACAGCCAUCAAUCAUCUUUUCUCACGAGUCACAGGUAACUCUAGCUUUCAUCUUGAUUCUGUUUCAUUGAAUUCAAGACUCUGUUUUUUUCAUCUCAGCAACAUGUGCUUUUUAUGGAUUAACCAUUCCUUAAGAAAGCAAAGCAAUUGAUUUGAUUAUCUUGGCUUCACAUUGUUAAAUCCAUGAAGCUUUAUGCAUUAGAAAAUCAAUAAGAACUCCUGAAUUCAAAUUUGCAGAAAAACAAAAUAGAUUGAAGGGUAGAGUCCGAAGAAAUAAGCUUCACGUUGUUAAAUCUUGACUUCUAUUCGUUAGAAAAUCAAUGGAAGCCUUUGCCCAUCUUUUUGUCUACUCUUUCUUAUUCUCCUCCCUCUUUAGAACCUCCAUUACACAAGACACUAUUACUCCAACUCACUCAAUCAGAGACGGUGACACUUUAGUUUCGGCUGCCCAAUCAUUUCAAUUGGGAUUCUUCAGUCCAGGCAAUUCCAAAAGUCGAUAUGUGGGAAUUUGGUACAUGCUAUCUUCCGAUAUAGUUGUAUGGGUAGCCAACAGAGACGCUCCGCUUAACGAUCACUCUGGAGUUUUAAAGGUCACUGAUGAUGGAAUUCUUGUGCUUCUUAAUAGCACCAAUAGUAUUGUUUGGUCAACGAAUACCUCAAGAACCGCUGAAAAUCCAGUUGCACAGCUCUUCGACACCGGUAAUCUUGUUGUGAAAGAUAGAAAUGAUGACGACCCAUAUAACUUUUUGUGGCAGAAUUUUGAUUAUCCUUGUGACACACUCCUACCGGAAAUGAAGCUUGGAUGGAAUUUAGUAACUGGUCUAGAUAUAUUUUUAUCAUCUUGGAAGAGCACGGAUGAUCCUGCUCCAGGUGAGUAUUCAAUACUGAUAGAUCCUCGUGGGCUUCCGCAACUGUUCUUCAUGAAGGGAGAUUCAAUAAAAGCUAGAGCAGGGUCAUGGAAUGGCCUUCUUUUUACAGGUCAAUGGUUGGGUCAUGGUGUAAGACCGAAUCCAGUAUUUGAGUAUGAAUUCGUGUUGAAUGAGAAGGAGGUCUAUUACAAGUACAAACUCCUAAACAGUUCUGUUUUCGCAAGAUAUGGGGUAAACCCAUUAGGCAUUGUACAGCGAUUCAAUUGGGUGGAUCGAACACAUAGUUGGGAACUUUUCUUUACAUCCCAGUCAGAUCAGUGUGAAAAUUAUGCCUUAUGCGGAGCAUAUGCUACCUGUAACAUCAACAACUCUCCUAUAUGUGCAUGCUUGGAAGGAUUCUUACCCAAGUCUCCAAAAGAUUGGGAUUCAGGAGAUUGGCAUGAUGGGUGUGUUCGAAGGGCUUCUUUGAAAUAUGAUGAUGGAGAUGGAUUCCGGAAGCGCACAGGGGUGAAAUUGCCCGACACAUCUUCUUCCUGGUAUAACAAGAGCAUGACCCUCAAGGAAUGCGAAGGAAUGUGUUUGAAAAAUAGCUCCUGCACAGCAUAUGCAAGUUUAGAUGUCAGGUGGGGAGGAAGCGGUUGUGUGCUUUGGUUUGGUAGCCUAGUUGAUAUAAUAGAAUUCGCUAAGGGCGGACAAGACCUCUAUAUAAGGAUGGCCAUUUUAGAACUGGAUCAUCUUGAGAAAAAGAGGUACUCCAACAAGAAGAAGCUAGUAGCAAUUAUCAUCGGUUCAACAUUUCUAGUCGUGGGAAUGACAAUAGUUGCACUGGUCUCAUUCAUAUGGAAGAAGAAACUCAGAAACCAAGGAAUGACAAAAAGAAGUCAGACGAAGGAUCAUGACAAUGAAGGUGGGAAGGACGAUAUGGAGUUAAAGAUAUUUGAUUUGGUUGAAAUAGCUAACGCCACAGAAAAUUUCUCAAAAAACAAGAAGCUGGGAGAAGGUGGCUUUGGACCUGUGUACAAGGGUACAUUGCUUGAAGGGAGAGAUAUAGCUGUGAAGAGGCUUUCAAAGAAUUCUGGACAAGGACUAAACGAGUUCAAAAAUGAAGUUUUUUUGAUUGCCAAACUGCAACACCGUAAUCUUGUGAAGAUUCUUGGUUGUUGCAUUCACGAAGAUGAAAACAUGUUAAUCUAUGAAUACAUGCCCAACAAAAGCUUGGACUCCUUUAUUUUUGAUCAAACAAAGAGUAAAUUACUAGAUUGGCAUAAGCGCAUCAGCAUUAUUCAUGGUGUUGCUAAAGGGCUUCUUUAUCUUCAUGAAGACUCUAGAUUGAGAAUAAUCCAUAGAGAUCUCAAAGCUAGCAAUAUCCUUCUAGAUAACAAUAUGAAUCCAAAAAUUUCGGACUUUGGCUUGGCUAGAUCAUUUGGGGGAGAUCAAAUUGAUUCCAAGACAAAUAAGAUUAUCGGAACAUUUGGUUAUAUGUCUCCCGAGUAUGCGGUGCAUGGACGGUACUCGGUAAAAUCUGAUGUAUUUAGCUUUGGAGUUUUAGUAUUGGAGACAAUGAGUGGGAAGAAGAACAGUAGAUUUUGUCACCCAGACCACCACCUUAAUCUUCUUGGACAUGCAUGGAAACUAUGGAUUGAAGAUAGGCCAAUGGAGCUGCUCGAUGAAUUGGUAGGUGACUUGUGUACUCUAUCUAAUGUAUUACGACACAUUCAUGUGGGUCUAUUAUGUGUGCAACGAAAACCAGAAGAUAGACCAAACAUGUCGUCUGUGGUUCAAAUGUUGAGUAGUGAGAGUUUAUUGCCUAAGCCAAGACAGCCGGGUUUCUUUACGGAUUCACAAACAAAUCCUUCAUCUAGCAAGCAUGCAACUAGUUCAACAAACCAAAUCACCAUGACAUUGUUGGAAGCACGCCCCUGCUUUGGAUGAAGUAUUCCAUUUUUUCCCUUGCUCAAACUGCUACUUCCCUGUUUGGAAUUACUUCAUUGGGACAGAAUGAUUAAGGGUUUGUUCCUAUGGAGGGUCUAUUUGGGCUGGUGACUAUCAAAUGGCUCAUGGAUGGAGAAAUGGUAGGGAAAGGAGGGUAAAUUUUGCAUAUGAAUGACCAUUUCAAGAUUUUUUUAUUUUUUUUAAUAAAAGAUAAAAGAAUAAAACCCUGCCUCAAGGCAAUGUAACCUGAACUCUUGAUGUUAUGCCAUUAUGUACCCAGCAGGGCAGGUGAUCCAUUGAGUUGGGAAAAAUCAGUUUUGUGAACCCUUUGAG
Alnus glutinosa is the source of this 3571-nucleotide messenger RNA. RefSeq names its product G-type lectin S-receptor-like serine/threonine-protein kinase At4g27290. The record is from RefSeq and is a predicted model, not a curated record. NCBI's taxonomy places the organism in Eukaryota, Viridiplantae, Streptophyta, Magnoliopsida, Fagales, Betulaceae. The transcript is spliced from 8 exons. Gene Ontology annotation, biological process: recognition of pollen; protein phosphorylation. Gene Ontology annotation, molecular function: ATP binding; protein serine/threonine kinase activity. Bases 758 to 3238 code for a protein of 826 amino acids.